AUGAAUUUUGAUGAAAUGAAGGUCUUUGGAGCAGCUGCUCCAUUUCUCCGGAAAUCUAUGAAAGAACAAAUUGAAGCCCAGAACAGGCCCUUCGAAGCCAAAACUGCUUGUUAUGUGAGUGACCCUAAGCUGAUAUUUGUAAAAGGAAAAAUUAAGAACCAAGAUAGUACCAAGGUUGAAGUGGAGAGAGCAGAUGGGAAGACAGUUGUUGUGAAACCCAAUGAUAUCUUUCCAAGGAAUCCCCCAAAAUUUGACAAAAUUGAGGAUAUGGCUAUGAUGACCCACCUGAAUGAAGCAUGUGUGCUGUUUAACCUCAAAGACCGUUAUGCAGCCUGGAUGAUCUAUACAUACUCUGGGUUGUUCUGUGUCGCCAUAAACCCCUACAAGAAGUUACCAGUGUAUGGCCCUGAGGUUGUGGCUGCCUAUAAAGGGAAGAAAAGACAGGAGGCUCCUCCUCACAUCUUCUCAAUUUCUGACAAUGCCUAUCAGUCCAUGUUAACAGACCGUGAAAACCAAUCUAUCCUAAUCACUGGAGAAUCAGGUGCUGGGAAGACUGUUAACACAAAAUAUGUCAUCCAGUACUUUGCAACAAUUGCAGCUAUUGGUGACGUAUGCAAGAAGAAAGCUGAAACAGCUAAAUCAAAAGGAACCCUGGAGGAUCAAAUCAUCCAGGCUAACCCAUUGCUGGAAGCCUUUGGUAAUGCGAAGACAAUACGAAAUGACAACUCAUCUCGUUUUGGAAAAUUUAUCAGAAUCCAUUUUGGACCCUCAGCAAGACUGGCUUCAGCAGACAUUGAAACAUAUUUGUUGGAAAAAUCCAGAGUGACAUUCCAGCAACAAAGCGAAAGAAGCUAUCACAUUUUUUACCAGAUUACAUCCAACAAAAAACCAGAAAUUAUUGAAAUGCUUCUGAUUAGCACAAAUCCCUUUGAUUAUCCUUACAUCAGUCAAGGUGAUGUCACAGUUCCAAGUAUUGAUGACAAAGAAGAGUUAUUAGCUACUGAUCAAGCUAUUGAUAUCUUGGGUUUCACCACUGAUGAGAAAAACAGCAUCUACAAAAUAACUGGUGCCACAAUGCACCACGGUAAUAUGAGGUUCAAGCAGAAACAAAGGGAAGAACAAGCCGAGCCUGAUAGCACAGAAGUUGCUGACAAAGUUGCUUACCUCCUGGGCCUAAACUCAGCAGAUUUGCUCAAAGCAUUAUGCAUGCCAAGAGUGAAGGUUGGCAAUGAGUUUGUUACCAAAGGCCAGACUGUACAACAGGUAUACUCUGCAGUGGGUGCUCUGACAAAGUCAGUAUAUGAGAGGUUAUUCCUAUGGAUGGUGCAACGAAUUAAUCACCAAUUAGAUACAAAGCUAGCCAGACAACAUUUCAUUGGUGUUUUAGAUAUCGCGGGCUUUGAAAUUUUUGAGUUCAACAGCCUGGAACAGCUUUGUAUCAACUUCACGAAUGAAAGACUGCAACAGUUCUUCAAUCACCACAUGUUUGUUUUAGAACAAGAGGAAUAUACGAAGGAAGGAAUUGAAUGGAAAUUCAUUGAUUUUGGCAUGGAUCUGGCGGCUUGCAUUGAGCUCAUUGAAAAACCCUUGGGCAUCUUCUCAAUCCUUGAGGAGGAAUGCAUGUUCCCCAAAGCCACAGAUAUGACCUUCAAGAACAAAUUGUAUGAUCAGCAUUUGGGAAAAUCAGUAAAUUUCCAGAAACCUAGGCAUAUUAAAGGAAAGACUGAAGCUCACUUCUCCUUGAUCCAUUAUGCUGGCAUUGUUGACUACAAUAUUAAUGCAUGGCUGGACAAGAAUAAGGACCCUCUGAAUGAAACUGUAAUUGGAUUGUACCAGAAAUCUUCAUUGAAGGUUCUAGUACACCUGUAUACUUCUUAUGGAUUAGCUGCAGAAUUUGAAAAGGGUACAGGAAAGAAAGGAUCCAAGAGGAAGGGUUCGUCGUUCCAAACAGUGUCUGCACUUUUUAGGGAGAAUCUGAACAAACUGAUGUCUACCUUGCGAAGCACACAUCCCCAUUUUGUGCGUUGCAUUUUUCCAAAUGAAACAAAAACUCCAGGUGAAAUUGACAAUCCACUGGUCAUACACCAGCUGAGGUGUAACGGAGUGCUCGAGGGUAUCAGAAUCUGUAGAAAGGGGUACCCAAGCAGAAUACUCUAUGCAGAUUUCAAACAAAGGUACAGAGUACUCAAUCCAAGUGCUAUACCAGAGGGUCACUUUAUUGAUAGCAAGAAGGCUUCUGAGAAACUCCUAGCCUCCAUUAAUAUUGAUCAAAGCCAAUACACAUUUGGGCACACGAAGGUGUUCUUCAAAGCUGGUGUCCUGGGUAGUUUGGAAGAGAUGAGAGAUGAAAGGUUGGCCAUACUUAUCACCCGCACCCAAGCUGUAUGUCGUGGCUUCUUAAUGCGUGUAGAAUUUAAGAGGAUGAACCAAAGAAGGGAAGCUAUCUACACUAUCCAGUAUAACAUCCGUUCAUUCAUGAAUGUCAAACACUGGCCGUGGAUGAAAAUGUUUUUCAAGAUCAAGCCUCUUCUGAAGAGUGCACAAGCUGAAAAGGACAUGCAAAACAUGAAGGAGGAGAUCAAGAAGCUCAAUGAAGCUUUUUCCAAAUCUGAAGCAAGAAGAAAAGAGUUAGAAGAAAACAUGGUUAGCCUUCUGCAGCAAAAGAAUGACCUACAAAUGCAAGUACAAGCGGAAAUUGAAAGUUUAGCAGACGCUGAAGAAAGAUGUGACCAGCUGAUCAAAAACAAAAUUCAACUUGAAGCUAAGGUCAAAGAGGCAAACGAGAGGCUCGAGGACGAAGAGGAGAUAAAUGCUGAGAUUACAGCCAAGAAAAGGAAGCUUGAAGAUGAGUCUGCACAGCUGAAGAUAGAAAUUGAUGACUUGCAGCUCUCAUUAGCUAAAGUAGAAAAGGAUUUACAUGCCACCGAAAACAAAGUUAAGAACCUAACAGAAGAACUUUCAGCCCAUGAGGAAUCAAUUGUUAAGUUGACAAAAGAGAAGAAAGCCUUGCAAGAGGCCCACCAACAGAUCUUAGAUGAUCUCCAAGCCGAAGAAGACAAAGUCAACAGUCUGACCAAAACAAAGGCGAAACUGGAGCAACAAAUUGACGAUCUUGAAGGGUCUCUGGAGCAAGAGAAAAGGCUUCGCUUGGACCUUGAAAGAAGCAAGAGAAAACUGGAAAGUGAUCUGAAACUUGCUCAGGAUUCCCUAAUGGAUUUGGAAAAUGACAAACAGCAAAUGGAAGAACGAUUUAAAAAGAAAGAAUUUGAAAUCAACCAACUUCAAAGCAAAAUCGAAGAUGAACAAAACCUAACCAUUCAGUUGCAAAAGAAAAUAAAAGAACUUCAGGCUCAUGUUGAAGAUCUUGAGGAGGAGAUUGAAGCUGAACGUACAGCUCGUGCUAAAAUUGAGAAGCAGAGUUCUGACUAUGCCCGCGAACUGGAGGAAAUCAGUGACAGACUGGAAGAGGCAGGCGGCGCAUCAGCUGCACAGAUCGAAAUGAACAAGAAACGGGAAGCAGAGUUUCAGAAACUACGCCGCGAGCUGCAAGAAGCAACCCUCCAGCAUGAAGCCACAGCUGCUGCUCUUCGCAAGAAACAGGCUGAUAGUGUGGCUGAACUUGGGGAACAAAUCGACAACCUGCAACGUGUGAAACAGAAGCUGGAGAAGGAAAAGAGUGAGCUGAAGAUGGAGAUUGAUGACCUGGCCAGCAACGUAGAAUCUGUGUCUAGGUCAAAAGCCAACCUUGAAAAAACAUGUCGAGUCCAGGAGGAUCAGGUAAAUGAACUGAAGGCAAAGAAUAAUGAAUAUUCACGUUCCAUCAAUGAUAUGAUGGCUCAAACAUCACGGUUAAGCACGGAAAAUGGUGAAAUGUCCAGACAACUGGACGAAAAGGAAAAUAUGAUAUCCCAACUUACCAGGAAUAAGCAGGGAUUUAUUCAUCAAGUGGAAGAACUGAAGAGGCAACUUGAAGAAGAAACUAAGGCUAAGAACGCCUUGGCACAUGCCCUACAAUCUUCCCGCCAUGACUGUGAUUUGCUCCGUGAACAAUAUGAAGAGGAACAGGAGGCAAAGGCCGAGCUCCAGCGCGGCAUGUCCAAGGCCAAUAGUGAAGUUGCUCAGUGGAGAACAAAAUACGAAACUGAUGCAAUCCAGCGCACAGAGGAACUGGAAGAGGCCAAGAAGAAACUAGCCCAACGACUGCAGGACGCAGAGGAGCAAGUUGAGGCAGCCAAUGCCAAAUGCGCUUCACUGGAAAAGACAAAACUGCGUUUGCAAGGAGAGGUGGAAGAUCUAAUGAUCGAUGUGGAGAGAGCUAAUGCUGCUGCUGCUGCUCUUGACAAAAAACAGAGAAACUUUGACAAGAUCUUGGCAGAAUGGAAACAAAAGUAUGAGGAAUGCCAGGCUGAGCUGGAGGCAGUGCAGAAAGAGUCUCGGUCUCUCAGCACUGAGUUGUUCAAGAUGAAGAAUGCUUAUGAGGAAUCUUUGGAUCAUCUUGAAACUCUGAAGAGAGAGAAUAAGAACCUGCAACAGGAGAUUUCUGACCUCACUGAACAAGUUGGUGAAUGUGGGAAGACAAUUCAUGAGCUGGAUAAAGCAAAAAAGAUCGCUGAACAUGAAAAGACCGAACUUCAAAGUGCAUUAGAGGAAGCAGAGGUAUCACUUGAACAUUCAGAGGAGCGGUUGCUUCGAAUUCAGCUUGAAUUGACUCAAAUCAAGUCAGAGGUUGAUAGAAAGAUUGCUGAGAAAGAUGAAGAAAUUGAACAACUAAAGAGAAAUCACCAAAGAACUGUCGAGGCACUGCAGAAUACCCUAGAUGCUGAAAUAAGAAGCAGGAAUGAUGCCUUGAGACUCAAAAAGAAAAUGGAAGGAGACUUGAAUGAAAUGGAGAUUCAGCUGGGUCACGCAAACCGGCAGGCUGCAGAAGCUCAGAAACAUCUUCGGAACAUACAAGGUGUGCUCAAGGAAACACAACUGCAUCUGGAUGAAGCUUUGAGGAUUCAAGGCGACCUGAAGGAGCAGCUAAGCUCAGCAGAACGGAAAAGCAACCUCCUACAAGCCGAACUUGGAGAGGUUACAUUAGCUCUAGAGCAGUCAGACAGAGCUCGCAAAAUUGCUGAACAGGAAAUCUUUGAUAUCAGUGAACGGGUUCAGCUGCUUCAUACUCAGAACAUUAGUCUUAUCAACACCAAAAAGAAGCUUGAGACUGAUAUUUCUCAGCUUCAAUCUGAGAUGGAAGAUGCUAUUCAAGAAUCAAGAAAUGCUGAAGAGAAGGCCAAGAAGGCUAUCACUGAUGCUGCAAUGAUGGCUGAGGAGUUGAAGAAGGAACAAGAUACAAGUGCCCACCUAGAGAGAAUGAAAAAGAACCUUGAUCAAACCGUCAAGGAUCUGCAAUUCCGUCUGGAAGAGGCUGAGCAGUUAGCAUUAAAAGGUGGAAAAAAGCAGAUGCAAAAACUAGAGACUAGGAUACGUGAAUUAGAGAAUGAACUUGAGGCUGAACAGAAACGUGCAGCAGAGGCAAUUAAAGGAUCACGGAAAUAUGAAAGGAGGAUCAAAGAGAUGACAUUCCAGUCUGUGGAAGACCAUAAAAAUCUGAGUCGACUGCAGGAUUUGGUGGACAAAUUACAACUAAAAGUCAAGUCCUACAAAAGAAAUGUUGAAGAUGCUGAGGAGCAGGCCAAUGCUCACAUUUCCAAAUUCAGAAGGACACAGCACGAGCUGGAGGAAGCAGAGGAGCGUGCAGAUAUUGCUGAAUCACAGGUCAACAAACUGAGGGCUAAAAGCCGCAUUAUUACCACCAAGGUAAAAGACUGGGCUUAA
Molecule: messenger RNA, 5820 nt
Organism: Hemiscyllium ocellatum (epaulette shark)
Lineage: Eukaryota; Metazoa; Chordata; Chondrichthyes; Orectolobiformes; Hemiscylliidae
Product: myosin-2-like
Exons: 39
Coding region: 1-5820 (1939 amino acids)
Cellular component (GO): myosin complex
Molecular function (GO): cytoskeletal motor activity; ATP binding; actin filament binding
Source: RefSeq, a predicted model, not a curated record